Molecule: messenger RNA, 372 nt
Organism: Leptosia nina
Lineage: Eukaryota; Metazoa; Arthropoda; Insecta; Lepidoptera; Pieridae
Source: the annotation of a GenBank genome assembly
AUGAAGGCUUUCAUCCUUGUAGCUGUGUUUCUCGGAGCUGUUACAGCAGACGUUAUUUUUUAUACAACCGCCGAUGAUAAUCUUAACAUGCAGGCGGUAGUAGAUGAUCCAGUGAAGCUUCAAUCCUAUGUAGACUGCUUCUUGGACAGGAAACCAUGUGAUCCUAUCCCUGCUAGUUAUAAGGAAAUCAUUCCGGACUCCAUAGAAACUGGCUGCAAAAGAUGUAAUCCAGCGCAGAAACGACUAGCAAACACGUUCUUGAUCGGUCUGAAGAAGAAAUUGCCUAAAGAGUAUCAGCGGUUCUUGGCCAAAUAUGAUCCAACUGGAAAAUUCAUAGAGAAAUUCUUGCAGAGAGUUGAGGGACACUGGUAG